UAACUUCCUCUUAGUCACGGAGAGUGGGAGGGCGAUAAACCGGGAUGGAGGAAAAAAGAGAGAGAAAGCGAAAAAGGAGGAGUCAGUGAUAAACUGGAGGUGCCGAGCCGGGCUGCGCCCCUACGCCGGAAGAACAGACGGGCAGGAAGCUGCAGGGUGGGCAUGAUGUGGGGGCAGCCUCUGCCCGGCGGUAACGAGUAGGCUGCAGGCGUGAUGCCAGCGCUUCUCCCCCUUAUAUAACGCUGUGGACCCCCGCCGCCCGCCUCUGUAGUGAACACCCUGUUAUUAGCCGCAGGUUUAGGUGGCGAUGGCUCCUCAGUGCUGAGGGCACUCUCUACACCAUGUCGGGCUCCAGUACACCCAAGUCCUUGCCGUCUUCUGGCCAGAAGUCCCUGCAUGACAUCAAGCACCCUCUGAGCUGCUCCCCGGGGGCUGAAGACGAAACCGUCUGCGAUGGGCUGGUGGUCAGUGACACCCCUAGCCCAGACCUGAUCCAUACUGAGCCCAGCAGUAUAGGUGACAAGGACCUCAGUUUGCCAAAUGGUACCCCUGCGGACACAUCAAGCCCAGCUUCUUCAUCCUCACUUCUUAACAGGCUGCAGCUAGAUGAUGACUUGGAUGGAGAGACAAGGGACCUAUUUGUUACAGUUGAUGACCCAAAGAAACACGUGUGCACUAUGGAAACUUACAUAACCUACCGGGUUAUGACCAAGACAACAAGAUCAGAAUUCGACCUCCCUGAGUAUUCUAUACGUCGAAGGUACCAGGAUUUUGAUUGGUUACGAAUUAAACUUGAAGAAACCCAGCCCACUCACUUCAUUCCCCCUCUUCCAGAGAAAUUUGUUGUUAAAGGUGUGGUAGAUCGAUUUUCGGAAGAGUUUGUGGAAACCAGGAGAAGGGCUUUGGACAAGUUUCUCAAGAGGAUUGCAGACCAUCCAGUACUUUCCUUUAAUGAACAUUUCAAUAUUUUUCUUACUGCUAAGGAUCUAAACCACCACAAAAAGCAGGGUACCACUUUGCUUUCCAAGAUGGGGGAAUCUGUGCGAUAUGUAACAAGUGGUUACAAACUGAGAAAUCGACCAUUGGAAUUUUCUGCAAUUACAGAGUACUUGGACACAUUUGCACUUAAACUUGGCACCAUUGACAGGAUAGCACAACGCAUUAUCAAGGAGGAAGUAGAAUAUCUGGUGGAGCUUCGAGAGUAUGGUCCAGUCUAUUCUACUUGGAGUGCUCUAGAAGGAGAGUUGCAUGAGCCCCUGGAGGGAGUGUCUGCCUGUGUUGGAAACUGCAGUACAGCACUGGAGGAGCUGACAGAAGAUAUCACAGAGGACUUCCUGCCAGUUCUGAGAGAGUAUAUCCUCUACUCUGAAUCUAUGAAGAAUGUACUGAAGAAAAGAGACCAAGUGCAAGCAGAAUAUGAAGCCAAGUUGGAAGUUGCAGCUCUGAAAAGAGAAGAGAAAACAGGAGUGCCAACUGAGGUUGAGAAGUGCCAGGACAAGGUAGAAUGCUUUAAUGCAGAUUUGAAGGCAGAUAUGGAGAGGUGGCAAAAUAACAAGAGACAAGAUUUUCGCCAGCUACUCAUGGGUAUGGCCGACAAGAACAUCCAGUACUAUGAGAAGUGCCUUACAGCAUGGGAGUCCAUUAUACCACUGCUGCAAGACAAACCAGAGCCCAAGUGAAGGAGCUGAAAGAAACUAAAGACUGUCUUGCACUAAGCUUGAGUCUACUAACUCUCACACUGCUCAGAUCUGUGAUGUGUGACUAACAAGCUGAAGAUAUUCACUUAAAUUUAUGUUACAAUGCAAAAACACCAACCUUUUUUCUAUUUCUACAAUUAUUGUGUAUACAGAGAUCUCUCAUGGAAUAAUUCCACAGCACCUGUUUCAACUGAGCCCAGUAAAGUCCUGUACCCACCUUUGGAAAAGUGUGCCCACUACUUAUUUCUGAAGGAGCUUUCAUUUUCGUAACACUAAGCAAAAACGAAAUUUACCGCUAAGAAUGUGCAAUUAAAAUGUCGCCGUAAGGCUGGAAUCACACAUGCAGUUUGUGAGCCAAAGCAGAAGUGGAUCCAAAAAGAAGAAAUAUUUGUUUCUCCCCCUUAUGUGUCAACUCCUGGCUUUGGCUCUAAAAACUGCUACAAAAACAGAAAUAGUGACUGCAGCGUUACACUUUUUUUCAGCGUGUUUCUAGAAAAUUGGUUUGUUUCUAUACAGUAUCCAUUUUUUUUAUACAUGCCUUUAAGAACUGUUAGUACUGAAAGUUUGUGUACAGUCCAAAUUUCUUUUCUUCCUAAUUGUUCGCAUGAGCUGUAUUGGUGGCAUGAAGUAGUUCCUCUUCAAUGUUUAUUUCCCCAGAGAUCGAUACUAUACAAACUGCUAAUUGUUGUAUCUCUGCACUUGGAGCCAGGUUACAGAGGGAAAAUUACGUUUACACUGGGGCCUUAACUGAAGUGCAUCAAAGGGAACAACGCAUUGGGACUUUUUUGUUCAUGUUUUUGAAGUCUGUGCAAAAAAAAAAAAAAUGUUUAUGACUUUUUUAAAAUAAUAAAAUAUAUUUGAAAGCUA
Messenger RNA from Hyla sarda, 2564 nucleotides. RefSeq names its product sorting nexin family member 30 (gene SNX30). Lineage: Eukaryota; Metazoa; Chordata; Amphibia; Anura; Hylidae. The record is from RefSeq and is a predicted model, not a curated record. The transcript has 9 exons. Gene Ontology annotation, molecular function: phosphatidylinositol binding; protein binding. Gene Ontology annotation, cellular component: cytoplasm. Bases 342 to 1679 code for a protein of 445 amino acids.